Molecule: messenger RNA, 1484 nt
Organism: Baudoinia panamericana UAMH 10762
Lineage: Eukaryota; Fungi; Ascomycota; Dothideomycetes; Mycosphaerellales; Teratosphaeriaceae
Exons: 1
Coding region: 143-1141 (332 amino acids)
Biological process (GO): inositol catabolic process
Cellular component (GO): cytoplasm
Molecular function (GO): iron ion binding; inositol oxygenase activity
Source: RefSeq, a predicted model, not a curated record
GAACACCUCGCUGCCGAAGGUAGGCUCCUACUUCUGAUCGAUCUCGUUGGGCUCGUUGAAACAGUUGGGCAUCUCAACUUGGACCAUACUAUUGCAUGGCUCUAAGAUUUCUCCUCAUCCUUCUUCACUCAGCCGGCUCCCCAUGAUGGCCCCAGCAACGACGUUCGAAGAACCGCGUGUUGCAGAGGACGUCAAUGACCACCGUGAUGGCCUUGCCCUCGAAGCAACCUCUGAUGCCAUCGACGAAGUCAACGUCCUGAAGGCCUCGAUGCGGGUGAAGAACGGCACAGCGACCCAAGCGGAAGUCGACCUGUACGAGAAAUCCCGCUUCGACGCCGACAAAGACAAGACCCAGUUCCGCCAGUACGAAGCCGCCUGUGAUCGAGUCAAGAACUUCUACCGCGAACAGCACUCCAAGCAAACCGUCGCCUACAAUCUCAAGGCACGACAUGACUUCAAGACGAAGACGCGGGCCGAGAUGACGAUCUGGCAGGCCAUGGAGAAGCUGAACACGCUUAUCGACGAGUCCGAUCCGGAUACGUCGCUCAGCCAGAUCGAACAUCUGUUGCAAUCCGCCGAAGCAAUCCGCCGAGAUGGCAAGCCCGAGUGGUUCCAGGUGACUGGCCUGGUUCACGAUUUAGGGAAGUUGCUGUUCUUCUAUGGCGCGCAGGGGCAAUGGGACGUCGUGGGCGACACUUUCCCCGUCGGCUGUCGGUUCGACGAAACGAUCAUUUAUCCCGGCACAUUCGUCGACAACCCGGACAGCCACGACCCGAUCUACAGCAGCGAGUACGGGAUCUACUCGCCCGGCUGCGGGCUGGAUAACGUGAUGCUGAGCUGGGGCCACGACGAGUAUCUGUACCAUAUCUGCAAGGAGCAGAGUACGUUACCUGACGAGGCGCUGGCGAUGAUAAGGUAUCAUUCAUUCUACCCGUGGCACUCGGCGGGUGGGUAUCGGUGGAUGGUGGAUGGAAAGGAUGAGAAGAUGCUUGCUGCUGUUAAGGCAUUCAAUCCGUAUGAUCUGUAUAGCAAGAGUGACGACACGCCCAAGGUUGAAGAUCUGAAGGCGUAUUAUAUGGAGUUGAUCAAUACGUACUUCCCGCCCCGGGAGGGGGAGACGGAAAGGGUGAUCAGAUGGUAGUGCGUCGUUUCUUUCGUAGCGCAUGAUGGGUAUGCAGCUGCCGUUUCGUCGUAACGAUGAAGUAAAGCAACUCAGAAGGCGUUCCUGCGCACUUGUCCCACGCUGUCACCUGCUACAACAAGGCCGCAAGCAGGUCAGUAUCCAGCUCCCACACUUUCUCGCUGCCUCCGCGCAUCAAUUAACGCGCCGGUGAGCGUAGCCGCGGUAACGACGGCCACAAUCGUCAAAAGCACGACAACCUCCCACCAAGCCCAGCCUGGUCCGCGUCUGCUCCUUGUCGUUGCCGAAAGUGAUGUCAUGUUGCUCGGUUCCGAGCCUGUGAGGCUGUUGCAUGGUGUAUAGC